CCAAACUCACCUUUUUGAGAGCGCAUUCGGCAUUUGGCGGUUUAUUUAUAAAUUAGUUACACGAAAAUUAAUAUACAUCCGUCUUUAAUUUUUUUAUUUAGUUUUAUUAUUAAAAAUUAAUUCGUAAAAGAAAACAAUAAUCGCUAUGGGAAUUCUAGGUCUAUCGAAACUUAUAGCAGACGUAGCUCCCUUUGCCAUAAAAGAAGGUGAAAUAAAGAAUUUCUUUGGUCGUAAAAUAGCCAUCGAUGCUUCUAUGUGCUUGUAUCAGUUCCUAAUUGCUGUCCGAAGUGAAGGUGCUCAGUUGACUACAGUCGAUGGCGAGACAACGUCUCAUUUGAUGGGAAUGUUCUAUCGGACUAUUCGUCUCCUAGAAAAUGGAAUUAAGCCGGUAUAUGUAUUCGAUGGCAAGCCACCAGAUCUAAAGUCUGGAGAGCUGGCUAAACGUGCUGAACGACGUGAAGAAGCACAAAAAGCCCUUGAUAAGGCAACCGAAGCUGGCGAUGAAGCUGAUAUGGACAAAUUCAACAGGAGAUUAGUUCGCGUGACGAAGGAACACGCUGCCGAAGCAAAACAACUCUUGAAACUAAUGGGAGUUCCCUAUGUAGAUGCACCAUGUGAAGCUGAGGCACAGUGUGCGGCCAUGGUGAAAGCUGGAAAAGUCUAUGCUACAGCUACCGAGGAUAUGGAUGCCUUGACCUUUGGGUCGUCUGUAAUGCUGCGACAUUUGACUUUCAGUGAAGCACGGAAGAUGCCUGUGAAGGAGUACAACUAUGAGAAAAUUCUCAAAGGCUUUGAGUUAUCUUCGAAGGAGUUUAUAGAUCUCUGCAUUCUGCUUGGAUGCGAUUACUGCGAUAGUAUCAAGGGCGUUGGUCCAAAGCGCGCCAUUGAGAUGAUCAAUACGUACAGAAAUAUCGAAACAAUUCUGGAGAAUAUCGAUAGAAAAAAGUACACAAUUCCCGAGGAUUGGAAUUAUGAGGUUGCAAGGCAGUUAUUUAUCACCCCAGAUGUCAAAAAUCCCGAGGAGCUUGAUCUCAAAUGGGUAGACCCCGAUGAAGAAGGUUUAGUUAAGUUCAUGUGUGGAGACCGGCAAUUUAGUGAAGAUCGUGUUCGAACAGGAGCGAAAAAGAUUCUGAAAUCGAAAAAUACCUCUACUCAAGGCAGACUUGACAGUUUUUUUAAAGUUCUUCCAUCAACUAUGGCAACACCAAAGCGAAAAGGUGAAGAUAUAAAGAAGGGUUCUGCCAAGAAAGCAAAAACCUCAACACCACGCGGAAGGAAGCCAAAGUAAAAAUAUCGGAAACAGUUUCUUUUUACUCUUUCAAUAUUUCAAAUAAUUAUGUUCUUGAAAUAAUAUAAUCUAAGAUAUUUGAGAUACAUAUUUAUUUUUUAACUAAGUCAUAUUUUCUAUGAUAAAUGUGAUGAAAUUUAAACUUUUGUUAUAACUCUUUAAAAUACAAAAACUUAACUACAAAGAAAAA
Messenger RNA from Eupeodes corollae, 1478 nucleotides. It is a transcript of the gene Fen1, whose product is annotated as flap endonuclease 1. Gene Ontology annotation, molecular function: RNA-DNA hybrid ribonuclease activity; 5'-flap endonuclease activity; 5'-3' exonuclease activity. Gene Ontology annotation, cellular component: nucleus. The record is from RefSeq and is a predicted model, not a curated record. NCBI's taxonomy places the organism in Eukaryota, Metazoa, Arthropoda, Insecta, Diptera, Syrphidae. The transcript has 6 exons. The coding region runs from base 146 to 1288 and encodes 380 amino acids.